This is a messenger RNA of Rattus norvegicus (Norway rat), 1931 nucleotides long. It is a transcript of the gene Chrna2, whose product is annotated as cholinergic receptor nicotinic alpha 2 subunit. The record is from RefSeq and is marked provisional. The coding region runs from base 305 to 1840 and encodes 511 amino acids. The transcript is spliced from 7 exons. Gene Ontology annotation, cellular component: presynapse; plasma membrane; postsynaptic membrane. NCBI's taxonomy places the organism in Eukaryota, Metazoa, Chordata, Mammalia, Rodentia, Muridae. Gene Ontology annotation, biological process: acetylcholine receptor signaling pathway; chemical synaptic transmission, postsynaptic; regulation of postsynaptic membrane potential. Gene Ontology annotation, molecular function: acetylcholine-gated monoatomic cation-selective channel activity; transmembrane signaling receptor activity; extracellular ligand-gated monoatomic ion channel activity.
ACUGAGCAUUCUGUUGAACUCGGAUCACCUAUCUCCAGGAAGCUAGCCUGAAUCCCUCAUCCCAACAGUGCCUCCCAAACCUUGCAGGUUCUGUGUCUGGGCAACCAUGAGCUGAAGCAACUGAGCUCUGUUCUGCACCUGUCACUGCUUCCGAGGGACCCUCGUCAGCCACCCCAGGUCUCCAGCCGGUUGGUUCUCUGCAUCCCUUGAGGGGCCUGUCUUCUUCUAUGACAAUUGCAGAGAGACAGUGCCUCAAAGAAGCCAGCUCUUGGUAGUCCAAGGGAAACCAGGACCCUCUGAAGCCAUGACCCUUUCCCAUUCUGCUCUCCAGUUCUGGACACAUCUUUAUCUCUGGUGUCUCCUUCUGGUGCCAGCAGUGUUGACCCAGCAAGGCUCACACACCCAUGCUGAGGACCGCCUGUUCAAACACCUGUUUGGAGGCUACAAUCGCUGGGCACGGCCAGUGCCCAACACUUCUGAUGUGGUCAUCGUGCGCUUUGGAUUAUCCAUUGCUCAGCUCAUAGAUGUGGAUGAGAAGAAUCAAAUGAUGACCACCAAUGUCUGGCUAAAGCAGGAAUGGAAUGACUACAAGCUGCGCUGGGACCCGGCUGAGUUUGGCAAUGUCACCUCCCUGCGCGUCCCUUCAGAGAUGAUCUGGAUCCCAGACAUUGUCCUCUACAACAAUGCAGAUGGGGAGUUUGCGGUGACCCACAUGACCAAGGCUCACCUCUUCUUCACGGGCACUGUGCACUGGGUGCCCCCAGCCAUCUACAAGAGCUCCUGCAGCAUCGAUGUGACCUUCUUCCCCUUCGACCAGCAGAACUGCAAGAUGAAGUUUGGCUCCUGGACAUAUGACAAGGCCAAGAUCGAUCUGGAGCAGAUGGAGAGGACAGUGGACCUGAAGGACUACUGGGAGAGUGGCGAGUGGGCCAUUAUCAAUGCCACCGGAACCUAUAACAGUAAGAAGUACGACUGCUGCGCGGAGAUCUACCCCGAUGUCACCUACUACUUUGUGAUCCGCCGGCUGCCGCUGUUCUAUACCAUCAACCUCAUCAUCCCAUGCCUGCUCAUCUCCUGCCUCACUGUGCUCGUGUUCUACCUGCCUUCCGAGUGUGGAGAGAAGAUCACGCUGUGCAUCUCGGUGCUGCUAUCUCUCACUGUCUUCCUGCUGCUCAUCACGGAGAUCAUCCCGUCCACCUCGCUGGUCAUCCCACUCAUCGGCGAGUACCUGCUCUUCACCAUGAUCUUUGUCACCCUCUCUAUCGUUAUCACAGUCUUCGUGCUCAAUGUACACCACCGCUCCCCCAGCACCCACAACAUGCCCAACUGGGUAAGGGUAGCCCUGCUAGGCCGGGUGCCCAGGUGGCUGAUGAUGAACCGGCCCCUGCCACCUAUGGAGCUCCAUGGCUCCCCGGAUCUGAAGCUCAGCCCCUCAUACCAUUGGCUAGAGACUAACAUGGAUGCUGGAGAAAGGGAGGAGACAGAGGAAGAGGAGGAAGAAGAAGAUGAAAACAUAUGUGUGUGUGCAGGCCUUCCAGACUCUUCGAUGGGUGUCCUCUAUGGCCAUGGCGGCCUGCAUCUGAGAGCCAUGGAGCCUGAGACCAAGACUCCAUCCCAGGCUAGCGAGAUUCUGCUGUCACCUCAAAUACAGAAAGCACUAGAAGGUGUACACUACAUUGCUGACCGUCUGAGGUCUGAGGAUGCUGACUCUUCGGUGAAGGAAGACUGGAAGUAUGUGGCCAUGGUGGUAGACCGGAUAUUCCUCUGGCUGUUCAUUAUCGUCUGCUUCCUGGGGACCAUCGGACUCUUCCUUCCUCCAUUCCUGGCUGGAAUGAUCUAACUUCAUGUCCUUCAUGUUGGCUCCAAGGUGGCCUUCGUAACUAUCUUCUAGUCUUCUGUGAAUGGAGCCAUCUCUAGAAUACUCUUUUGAC